GAAACCCGUUAGACCCAAGCAGCCCCCAAAGUCUGAAAUCAAGAAAAAAGGUAUACACACGUAUACAUACAUGAACUAGUAGCAACAUCUGGUAGAACAACCAGAAAGAAUAAAACGCAGCUACUGUGUAGUAUCGUGAUCUCGCGUUUAUUUAAUCUCGAUAAAUGAAUCAAUCUUUCCGGUCUCGAACUCCUUUAUUUAUCGAAAUUUAGCUGUAUAAUUUCUCCGAUAAUUAUUUUUCGAAAUUUCGAAAAGGUAGUGGAGUUAGAGUUGGGGAUCUGGAGGAGAUUAGGGCUAGGAGAUGAAGAAAGUGAUUCCGAGCUGUUCAGUUUGCGAGAACCGGUACAACGAGCAAGAGCGAUGUCCUUUGUUGCUUGAAUGCGGUCAUGCUUACUGUAAGGACUGUUUGUUCAAGAUGUUCUCGGCGUCGACCGAUACGACGCUGCCGUGUCCGCGGUGUCGCCACGUGUCCGUCGUCGGGAACUCGGUGCAGUCGCUGAGGAAGAAUUUCGCGGUGUUGGCGUUAAUUCAGGAGGAUGAUGAUGAGGAUGAGGAUGAUGAGGAUGCGGAGGAGGAGGGGGAGGAUUUGGGGAGUAAUAGGCGGUGUACGACGACGUCGGGUUUGAUUGAGUUAGGGAGUCAUCAGGAUUUGCGGUUGGUGAGUCAGAUUGGGGAGGGGAGGAGGAGUGGUGUGGAGAUGUGGAAUGGGGUUGUUUCCGGGGGGAAUUGUAGGCAUAAUGUUGCGGUGAAGAAGGUUGUGAUUGGGGAGGAUAUGGAUUUGGUUUGGGUGCAAACGCAGCUCGAGAGUUUGAGGAGGGCGUCUAUGUGGUGUAGAAAUGUUUGUGCUUUUCAUGGAUUGAUUAAAAAUCAGGGGUGUUUGAAUCUUUUGAUGGAUAAGUGUAAUGCUUCUGUUCUUUCCGAGAUGCAAAGAAAUGGGGGCAGACUUACUCUCGAGCAAAUCUUGAGAUAUGGGGCAGACAUUGCUCGUGGUGUGGCUGAACUUCAUGCAGCAGGAGUUGUUUGUAUGAAUAUAAAGCCAUCGAACCUUCUUUUAGAUGCAAAUGCUCGUACUGUGGUUUCUGAUUAUGGACUUCCAUUAAUUUUAAAGAAAUCCACCUGUCGGAAAGCUCGGUCUGAAUGUGAUUCCUCCAGAAUACACUCAUGUAUGGAUUGUACCCUUCUGAGUCCGAACUACACUGCUCCAGAGGCAUGGGAGCCAGCUAAAAAGUCCUUAAAUCUGUUUUGGGAUGAUGCUAUUGGCAUAUCAGCAGAAUCUGAUGCCUGGAGCUUCGGUUGUACCCUGGUGGAAAUGUGUACUGGUUCUGUUCCGUGGGCUGGCUUAAGUGCAGAAGAAAUUUAUCGAGCCGUUGUCAAGGCCCGUAGACAACCUCCUCAAUAUGCAAGCGUAGUUGGUGUUGGCAUACCAAGGGAAUUGUGGAAGAUGAUCGGUGAAUGUCUGCAGUUCAAGGCAUCUAGAAGGCCAACGUUUAAUGCAAUGUUAGCUAUAUUUCUUAGGCACCUGCAAGAGAUACCUCGCAGUCCUCCUGCAAGCCCUGACAAUGAUGUAGCCAAUUUUCUUGAAACGAAUGGCACGGAACAAUCUUUACCUGAGAUGGAAACACCCCAGGAUGAGUCAUGCCACUUGCACCAGCUAGUCUCUGAAGGCAAUUUGUCUGGUGUUAGGGAUUUGCUUGCUAAGAUUGCAUCGAGAUCUGGUACUAAGUCAUUAUCUACUCUGUUAGAAGCACAGGAUGCUGAUGGGCAAACUGCUCUUCACCUGGCUUGUAGACGUGGUAGUUCAGGUCUUGUGAAUGCCAUUUUGGAGUACGAAGAGGCCUAUGUUGAUGUUUUAGACAAAGAUGGUGAUCCCCCACUUGUAUUUGCUUUAGCAGCUGGAUCUCCAGAAUGUGUUCGUGCCCUUAUAGAGAGAGAUGCCAAUGUCAGAUCUAGGUUGCGAGAUGGCUUUGGUCCGUCAGUUGCACAUGUCUGUGCCUACCAUGGCCAACCAGAUUGCAUGCGAGAGUUGUUGUUGGCCGGUGCGGAUCCAAAUGCAGUGGACGAUGAAGGUGAAUCAGUGCUACAUAGAGCAGUUACUAAGAAAUACACUGCUUGUGCUAUAGUGAUAUUGGAAUGUGGAGGUUGCAAGUCCAUGGGAAUUACAAAUUCAAAGAAUUUGACACCUCUACAUUUAUGUGUAUCAACAUGGAAUGUUGCUGUUGUCAAGAGAUGGGUGGAAUUAGCAUCAGCAGAAGAGAUUGCGGAUGCCAUUGACAUAGAGAGUCCUCUUGGUACCUCAUUGUGCAUGGCAGCAGCCUUAAAGAAGGAUCAUGAAGUUGAGGGGAGAGAAAUAGUACGUAUACUGCUUGCUGCUGGAGCAGAUCCUACUGCACAAGACAACCAGCACGGACGCACAGCAUUGCACACUGCUGCUAUGUCUAAUGAUGUUGAGCUAGUUAAGAUCAUUCUAGAUGCUGGAGUUGAUGUAAAUUUAAGGAAUGUGCACAACACUAUUCCUCUUCAUGUGGCAUUAGCCAGAGGAGCAAAAUCAUGUGUUGGACUGCUUUUGUCUGCCGGUGCAAAUUGCAAUCUCCAGGAUGAUGAAGGCGACAAUGCUUUUCAUAUAGCUGCUGAUUCAGCAAAGAUGAUCCGGGAAAAUCUUGAAUGGAUCAUUGUGAUGCUUAGGUAUCCAGAUGCUGCAGUUGAAGUGAGAAAUCACAGUGGCAAGACUUUGCGUGACUUUUUGGAGGCCCUUCCUCGAGAAUGGAUUUCUGAAGAUCUAAUGGAGGCACUUGUAAGUAAGGGAGUUCAUCUAUUUCCUACCAUAUAUCAAGUGGGAGACUGGGUCAAAUUCAGAAGAAGUGUUCUUAAUCCAACUUAUGGGUGGCAAGGUGCUAAUCACAAAAGUGUAGGCUUUGUUCAAAGUGUUCCAGAUAAAGACAAUCUCAUGGUUUCGUUUUGUUCUGGAGAAGCUCGAGUACUUGCAAAUGAAGUUAUAAAAGUAAUUCCAUUAGAUAGGGGACAGCAUGUUCAACUUAAAGCAGAUGUUGAAGAGCCAAGAUUUGGUUUCCGUGGUCAAUCACGUGAAAGCAUUGGAACAGUUCUGUGUGUUGAUGAUGAUGGGAUACUACGUGUCGGUUUUCCUGGAGCUUCUAGAGGAUGGAAAGCUGAUCCCGCAGAAAUGGUUAGAGUUGAAGAAUUUAAGGUUGGGGACUGGGUUCGAAUUCGCCCCUCCCUUACUACAGCUAAGCAUGGAUUCGGAUCUGUAACACCUGGAAGCAUCGGUAUAGUUUAUUGUAUCAGACCAGAUAAUAGUUUGUUAUUGGAAUUGAGUUAUCUUAAUAAUCCAUGGCAUUGCGAACCAGAAGAAGUUGAACAUGUGGAACCAUUCAGGAUGGGUGACCGUGUAUGUGUAAAGCGCUCUGUUGCAGAGCCUAGAUAUGCUUGGGGAGGUGAAACACAUCACAGUGUAGGACGGAUUAGUGAGAUAGAGAAUGAUGGUCUCCUUAUAAUUGACAUACCAAAUCGACCCAUACAAUGGCAGGCUGAUCCCUCUGACAUGGAAAAAGUUGACGAUUUCAAGGUUGGUGACUGGGUUAGAGUGAAAGCUUCUGUUUCAUCUCCUAAAUAUGGUUGGGAGGAUAUCACAAGAAGUAGCAUUGGGGUGAUCCACAGUUUGGAGGAGGAUGGCGAUAUAGGUAUUGCCUUCUGUUUCAGAAGCAAACCUUUUAGUUGCUCUGUGACAGAUGUUGAGAAGCUUCCACCUUUUGAUGUGGGACAAGAGAUUCACAUAAUGCCAUCCGUUACUCAGCCUCGGCUGGGAUGGUCAAAUGAAACUCCUGCUUCAAUUGGAAAAAUAUCAAGAAUUGACAUGGAUGGUACUUUAAAUGUUAAAAUAGCAGGAAGACAUAGUUUGUGGAGAGUUUCUCCUGGAGAUGCAGAAAAGCUGUCGGGAUUUGAAGUUGGAGACUGGGUACGGUCCAAGCCUAGUUUGGGUACUAGACCUAGUUAUGACUGGAACAGUAUUGGGAAAGAAAGUUUAGCAGUUGUCCAUAGCGUACCUGAUACUGGUUAUCUGGAGUUAGCAUGCUGUUUCCGGAAAGGAAAGUGGAUUACUCAUUACAUGGAUGUUGAAAAAGUUUCAGGAUUUAGAAUUGGACAAUAUGUCAAGUUUCGAGAUGGACUAGCUGAGCCAAGGUGGGGUUGGAGAGGGGCACAGCAGGAUUCCAGAGGUGUUAUAACUAGUGUCAAUGCUGACGGAGAAGUGAGGGUAUCCUUUUUUGGAUUGCCGGGUUUGUGGAGAGGGGAUCCUGUAGAUCUUGAGAUAGAGCAGAUAUUUGAAGUGGGAGAGUGGGUGAAAUUGAGCGAAUCUGCUAGUAGUUGGAAAUCUGUCGGGCCAGGUAGCAUUGGUGUCGUACAAGGGAUUGGUUACGAAACAGAUCAGUGGGAUGGAACAAUUUUUGUAGGAUUUUGCGGGGAGCAGGAUCAGUGGAAAGGACCCAUCACUCAUCUUCAAAGAGUAGAUAAGCUCAGAAUUGGCAAUCAAGUCAAAGUAAAUCUUACUGUUAGACAGCCAAGAUUUGGAUGGUCGGGACACAGUCAUACCAGUAUUGGAUCCAUAUCAGCGAUUGAUGCAGACGGAAAGUUAAGGAUAUAUACACCCUAUGGCUCAAAAGCCUGGAUGCUUGAUCCAUCUGAAGUGGUGCUGGUAGAAGAUGAGGAACUUCACAUUGGGGACUGGGUCAAAGUUAAAGCAUCAGUUUCGACUCCAACUCAUCAAUGGGGUGACGUGACUCAUACCAGCAUUGGAGUUGUCCACCGCAUAGAAGAUAGUGAUCUGUGGGUGGCUUUUUGUUUUAGGGAGAAGCUUUGGAUUUGCAAGGCCUCUGAGAUGGAAAGGGUCAGACCUUUUGUAGUGGGGGACAUGGUAAAGAUUAGAGAAGGGCUCGUUGCACCACGGUGGGGAUGGGGGAUGGAAACACAUGCAAGCAAAGGCCAAGUUGUUGGGGUAGAUGCAAAUGGGAAGUUGAGAAUUAAAUUUCAAUGGAGAGAGGGUAAACCAUGGACCGGCGAUCCUGCUGAUAUUGCUCUCGAUGAAACGUAUCCUCCUGCCCAACCAACGCUUAAGUAAAAUAUUAAUGUAUUAGGGUCUGCAUGUUGUUGUCUUGUAUCUUUAUCAAAGGGUUACAUAUUCUGAAUACAAAAGAGAAGGGCAUGGUCAUGGAGAAAGAUGCACAGAUUGUCAGCAUUUCUCUCACGAAAGAACUGCAGAGGCAAGCAGCCCAGCAGCCAGGAUAUGUAGUUGACAGGUGACAUUGUCUCGCAUACAGAUAAUGCUUUAAAGCUGAUAUAGGUCUUGAGUACAUAGUUAACCCAUGCUUUUAGUAUCCUACUUUGUACAUCUUGUGAGUUUAUUUAUAACAUUACUUGUCAGGGGUUUUAAACCCCCCACCCCAACAACCAACCCCAAAAGCCAUUGUUCAGUGUCAAGAUUGUUUAGUAAUUAACCAAAUAGAAUUGGUUUAAUUUCUGUACAGAGAUUUUCGAUCAAUAAAUAGAUACUAAGUUUGUGGUGUUA
Molecule: messenger RNA, 5575 nt
Organism: Daucus carota subsp. sativus
Lineage: Eukaryota; Viridiplantae; Streptophyta; Magnoliopsida; Apiales; Apiaceae
Product: E3 ubiquitin-protein ligase KEG
Exons: 16
Coding region: 302-5128 (1608 amino acids)
Biological process (GO): negative regulation of abscisic acid-activated signaling pathway; defense response; protein phosphorylation
Cellular component (GO): early endosome; trans-Golgi network
Molecular function (GO): protein binding; ATP binding; protein kinase activity
Source: RefSeq, a predicted model, not a curated record